AUGAGAGGAAAGACUAAACACACAGGACAGAAAAAAUACGAGUGUUUUGUCUGUCCGAGUCCGUCCGUGUUUUGUCUGUCUGUGUUUGUCCGUGUUUUUUCGUCUGUGUUCGUCCGUGCUUGUCUGUCCGAGUCCGUGUGUGUUUUUGUCUGUCCUCUCAUUUAAAUAUGCCGAGUAAAAAAAGUGGAAUUGAACGAGGAAGAAAAGACUGACCAUUAUU
This is a messenger RNA of Meloidogyne enterolobii, 220 nucleotides long. Lineage: Eukaryota; Metazoa; Nematoda; Chromadorea; Rhabditida; Meloidogynidae. The record is from the annotation of a GenBank genome assembly.